AUGGACAAGUCGCCAAUGCCGAGCAGGGCCCGUCCUGGCUCGCUGGUCACAGACGCAUCUCUCUCGAACCGACGGAACCCCUUCUCCCUGGCCAAGGCUUCCUUUGCUAAGAGCAGCGUCGGCCGGCCUACACAGCCUGUGCAUCUUCACAAAAAGGCAAGCAGUGCGAACGACGAUGAUAUCGAGGAUUCUGAAGAGGAGGCGGAAGAUGAAGACGAGGACGAGGACGAAGACGAAGACGAGCUUUCCGGUGUGGGCGGACUUGCCAACUCACCAUACUUUACCCAGCCGACACAAGCUGUAACUCAGCCUACACAGCUUAUCAAGAACAUCAAGACCCUCAAGCGCAGCGCCGCCGAAGCUGAUGAUCCCGUAGCUAUCUUUUCGUCAUCCCCAGUUCGUUCUAUCGUCGAAGUACCGGCUUCUUCUCCCUUUCAGUCUCCCAACCGCUCUUCCUCUACCUCUGCCGUCCCAAGUAGGUUGGCAUCGCUCAUGGCACCUGCGGGUACUGCUUUUCGAUCACCUGCUCAAGCCCCGAAGCCGCGCCCUGUGCCACGACAGCGUGGGGGUGAGCGUGCCUCGGCAAACGGUGGAAAGACAGACGACGACGACGACCUAGACAACAUCGUUCGUGUUGAUGACAGCUCCGACGAUGGGGAUACUAGCAUACUUUCUCGGGGCGACAUCCGGCCGUCGUCCUUCCGGCGGCAACCCCCUCCGUCUGCCGCGAAACCGCGUGCAGCGGCUGCACCGCUGACGACAUCUAGCACGAGCAAGACGGCGACCGCAACCACCGCGAACAAUGUGAAGACGCCCAACGAAAGAAAAAUGUCCCACCUGAUCAUCAAACUGCAAGGUCAGCUCCGGCACAAGGGAUAUAACAGUGUUACCACCGACGCUUGUCGGGCUGCUCUUAUCAAGCACGACUACAGUUUGGACGAAGCCUCCAAAGAUCUGUUCUACAAACGCCUCGCCCAGUCUUCUUCGCCGGUCCAGCAGAGCAAAGUUACGGAUACGAUCCGGUCUUUUGCUUAUCAGCCAAAAGGAUCGAAGAAUCCGGUUGGAGUUGCCAGCUCGCCAAACUCGUCUCCAGCAUCUUCACAACAGUCGCCGAAGAAGCGAACGCUGAGUCCGAGUCCACGGCCGAAGAGACGGAGAUUAGUCCAAGGCCGGAAAACGCAAAACUACUCAUCCCAGCCAGACGGCGCUGCCCAGGAGAGGACCCGGCUGGUGGAUUUGACUGGCGAUGAUGAUAUGGACGAGAGCGAGAGCGAGGGCGAAGAAGAUGAAGAAGAAGACGAGAGCAGCAGCUCACCCCCUGCUAUGACCAGCGAUUAUGGAGACGGCGACGACGAUGUGAUUGAGAUUGACGACGAGGACAGCAUGGACGACGACAACGCGACAUUCAAUAUUGAAAAGCGGGUGUUGGAGUACUUUAAUACGUGCACGGUGGACGAUCUGGUGGCUAUGCUUGGUGCCAAGGCAAAGGGCAAAGCCGAAACGAUUUUGUCUCAUCGGCCAUUUCUUUCGCGGGCGUCAGUCACGCGCGUGCGAAACACGGCCAGCAGCGGCGGUCGUGGCAAGAAGGCAAGCGCCAACAUCGGCGAGGACAUCUUUGACGCGGUAGAGGAGUACGUGGUUGCCCUGCAGGCCAUUGAUGUGGUUGUGACGCAGUGUGAGCAGAAGGGGUUGCGGAUCCGGUCGACGCUGCACCACUGGAAUGUCGAUUUCCGGGGCAGCAGCAAGACACGAGAGCCAGGCAGCGGCGAGCCCCUGACGCCGUCCAGUGAGCUCGGCAUCGCGACAGACAAGGUCGGCUACGCGCCGCUUCCGAUACCGCAGGAGCCAGCUCUCAUGCGUGGACACUGCACGAUGAAGGGAUACCAGCUGUUUGGGCUCAACUGGCUAUGGGAGCUGUACCAGCGCAAGUUUGGCUGCAUUCUUGCUGACGACAUGGGUCUGGGCAAGACCUGCCAGGUGAUCUCGUUCCUCAGCCAAGUAAUCGGAUCCUAUACCGCAGGUGGUGGCCGCGACGACGACGAGGCGCGGCCAUGGCCCAACCUGGUGGUCGUGCCGCCCUCGACGUUGGCGAACUGGAAGGCCGAGUUCAAGAAGUUCGCCCCUCGCAUCCGCGUGACCACAUACAGCGGGAGUGUGGCAGAGCGGGAGCAGAUCUUCUACAAGAUCCAGGAGAACCGUGCUAAGCACCACGUUGUCCUGACGUCCUACUCGCAGCUCUCAGGGAAGCAGGACCUCGAUGCGAUGCGGAGAAUAGCACCGAACGCGGCGAUUUUCGACGAAGGCCACAAGAUGAAGAACGCCAACACGGCUCUGUACAAGUCGCUGAAACGCAUCGAUGCGAACUGGCGGCUCAUCCUGACGGGCACGCCGGUGCAGAACAACCUGAUGGAGAUGAUCAAUCUGCUCAACUUCAUCCAGCCGACGCUGUUUGAGCGCCACCUGGAGAAGCUGGGCGCGCUCUUCAGCCAGCGAUUUACGCUGCAGGACGUCAGCAACGGUGCCCUGCUCUUCAGCGACCGAGUGAGGCGUGCCCGCAGCAUUCUGGAGCCGUUUAUUCUGCAGCGGCGCAAGGAGCAGGUGCUCUCGAGCAUGCCGUCCAAGACGACGCGGGUGGUGUACUGCGACCUGGACGCGACACAGAAGCCGAUCUACGAGGCGUACGAGCGGCAGUUCAGGGAGGGGAAGAACAAGGGCUCGCAGAAGCAGGCGCCCCCGACCAAGACCCGGUCAGCCGUGACGGGCCUGACAAAUGACCAGAACAAUGUGUGGGUGCAGCUGCGGAAGUCGGCUAUCCACGCCCAGCUCUUCCGGCGGUACUUUGACGACAAGACGGUCGAGAAGAUGGCCCGGAUUUUGAUGGCCGAGGUGCCGCAAUCGGAGCUGCGACAGCCAGACUUGAAACACCUCAUCAGCGAGCUGCGGGACUGCUCGGACUUUGAGCUGCACACGUGGUGCCGCGACUACCGGUGCAUCCGCAAGUUUGACUUUCCCGACGACCUGUUCCUGCAGAGCGGCAAGGUGCAGGAGCUGCUGCGGCUGGUGCAAAAGUUCCAGAAGAACGGCGACCGAGCGCUCGUGUUCACGCGGUUUGCGCGCGUGCUUAACAUUCUGCGGGAGUGCAUGACGACGUCGGGCCUGGACUACGUCUCGCUCGAGGGCGCCACGCGGGUGGAGGAACGACAGGCUAUUAUCGACGAGUUCAACGGCAAUGCCGACAUCCCGGUCUUCCUGCUGACGACGGGAUCUGGAGGCACAGGCAUCAAUCUGACGGCGGCCAACAAGGUGAUCAUCUUCGACCAGAGCGACAACCCACAGGACGACGUGCAGGCGGAGAACCGGGCGCACCGGCUGGGGCAGACGCGCGACGUGGAGGUGAUCAAGCUGGUGACACGCGGCACCAUCGAGGAGCUGGUGUACAAGGCGUGUCAGACAAAGCUGGAGCUGGCCGAACGAGUGACGGCGAGCAGCACGAGCAGCCUGCCGCCGGCCGUCGACCUGAUGGACGGCGACAAGAUAGCCAAGGCAGUGGAGGAGGACGUGCGCAAGAUGCUGCUGGCAAAGGACGGGGCGACGCCGCCCAAAAGCGAUGACGGGGACGAGGGCCAGGGGGCUGCCCCGCGAAAUCGGGCAGCAGAGCUUCGGUUAGGUAAUCCUGAUCUGGUUUCAAGCCCCUCCUCUACGCAAGACAACCGACGACAGGACGACCGGGACGACGACGACGACCAGCCACAGUUCGACGACACGAUGACUGCUGACCCCUUUGAUUCCGCGCUAGACCUCCUGCGUCGGCUCAAUCCGAAACAGACGGCCGAACACCUGAACAGCAUCCUGCACCUGGCGCCCGACCUGACCGAGGACCUGCUCUCGUCGGUGGACCAGCCGCUGACCGUUCGGCGCUGCAAGCAGACGGGGCGCGACUACCUGCUGUGUGACUACAACCGUGACGGCGACUCGUACCGCUCGCCGUGGUCGAACAAGUUUGACCCGCCGCUGGACGGUCCAGACGCCGAGGGCCGGCCGGGCCUCGGCGGUGUCAGCACCGGCGGGGCCAGCGAAGGUGCCGGCGAGAGCGCCGUGCCGGGCGAGCGCGUCCGCAAGAUGGAGAUCCAGGCCAACGAGGCCUUUGACGUGUAUCGGGAUCUCUACUACGAGGGCGGCGUGUCGAGCGUGUACUUUUGGAACCUGGACGACGGGUUCGCCGGCGUUGUCCUGAUGAAGAAGGCCAGCACUCCUUCGGCCUCGUCCGGCGUCUGGGACUCGAUCCACGUCUUCGAGGCAAUCGACCGCGGCCGCACGACCAACUACCGGCUGACGUCGACGGUGAUCCUCUCGCUCGAGACGGAUGGCCUUGACCUCAGCGGCAACAUGACGCGGCAGGUGGAGCAGGACCUGCCGGUGACGGGCGACACCAGCCACAUUGCCAACAUCGGCCGGCUGGUCGAGGACAUGGAGAGCAAGAUGCGCAACCAGCUGCAGGAGGUGUACUUUGGCAAGGCCAAGGACGUUGUCGGCGACCUGCGCAGCGUCGGCAGCCUAUCCGAGGGCCAACGGGAUCGGGAGACCCAGCGGGAGGUCAUCAGCGGCGUGCGAGGGAGCAGGCAGUAG
Grosmannia clavigera kw1407 is the source of this 4626-nucleotide messenger RNA. Its product is annotated as snf2 family helicase. The transcript has 4 exons. Gene Ontology annotation, molecular function: ATP binding; DNA binding; actin binding. NCBI's taxonomy places the organism in Eukaryota, Fungi, Ascomycota, Sordariomycetes, Ophiostomatales, Ophiostomataceae. The coding region runs from base 1 to 4626 and encodes 1541 amino acids. Gene Ontology annotation, cellular component: cytoplasm; nucleus; F-actin capping protein complex. Gene Ontology annotation, biological process: barbed-end actin filament capping; actin cytoskeleton organization. The record is from RefSeq and is a predicted model, not a curated record.